CCUGGUUCUGUCGCUUUCUACUACUAGGUAGUUAGGUAGUUAGUCAUCGUCAGUUAUCAUAACUACUGUACACACCUCACCUCCGAGAGUAGUACCCACGACCCCAUCCAAAAUGCUCUUGAAACUAUUCAACCUCCUCCCCCUACUCAUUACCACCCUCCUCACCACCACCCUCCAAUCAACCACCGCCACACCCACAGACCCGACGAUCAAUAAUUUCUCCAAACGCUCCGCCUCCACCGUCCUCAACGCCGUCACUACCAUCUCGACCCAACUCAUCACCCUCAACAACACCGUAACCGCCUACCCCGGCGGCAUCGAGGGCUCCCUCACCGCCCUCCAAAUCCAAGCCGAGACCAUCCAGCUCGAAGUCGACCUGAAAACCGCCAUCAUCGCCGCCAAACAAUCCGCCAACUUCACGGACGAGGAGUCGCUGAGCGUGGCGCAGGCGUUUGUCGCCCUCGAGCCGACCAUCGCGUCGACGCUGACCACUCUCGUCAGCCGGAAAAAGGACUUUGAUGAUGGGUUGUUGGGGGUCGCCUCGUUGAGUUUCCUAGUGGAGUGGGAUUUGCAGCAGUUGAGCUUUUUGUCCUCGCAGCUGGGCAAGGCGGUGCUGGAGAAGUUGUCGGCCACGUAUGCGGCGUUGGCGCCGCUGGUGUUGGAUCAGAUUUCUGCCGCGUUUGCGAGUGCGAUUGCGGCUUAUAAGUAGGGACUCUAGA
Aspergillus saccharolyticus JOP 1030-1 is the source of this 719-nucleotide messenger RNA. RefSeq names its product cell wall mannoprotein 1 family protein. The transcript has a single exon. The record is from RefSeq and is a predicted model, not a curated record. Bases 113 to 709 code for a protein of 198 amino acids. Gene Ontology annotation, cellular component: extracellular region. Lineage: Eukaryota; Fungi; Ascomycota; Eurotiomycetes; Eurotiales; Aspergillaceae.